Halteromyces radiatus is the source of this 1362-nucleotide messenger RNA. RefSeq names its product WD40-repeat-containing domain protein. Gene Ontology annotation, molecular function: protein binding; translation initiation factor activity; RNA binding. The transcript is spliced from 3 exons. The coding region runs from base 55 to 1044 and encodes 329 amino acids. Gene Ontology annotation, cellular component: eukaryotic translation initiation factor 3 complex, eIF3m; cytoplasm. Gene Ontology annotation, biological process: cytoplasmic translational initiation. The record is from RefSeq and is a predicted model, not a curated record. Lineage: Eukaryota; Fungi; Mucoromycota; Mucoromycetes; Mucorales; Cunninghamellaceae.
GAAAGUAGAUCUCUUUUUCCAUUCUUUUUUUUUAUAUCAUACAGCUUUACCAUCAUGAGACCCAUUUUACUACAAGGUCAUACACGUUCUUUGACCCAAAUCAAGUACAACCGUGAAGGUGAUUUGUUAUUCUCAGUAUCAAAGGAUAAGGUCUGCAAUGUUUGGUAUUCACAUAAUGGUGAACGUCUUGGUACCUACAAUGGUCACCUUGGUAGUGUGUGGACUGUGGAUGUAAACUCUACUUCAACCAUGGUAGUGACAGGUUCAGCAGAUAACACAGCCAAGUUAUGGGAAGUACAAACGGGACGAUGCCUCAAAUCUUGGGAAUUCAAGACAGCAGUGAAGCGUGUGGAAUUUAGUGAAGACGAUACAAUGAUCUUGUGUGUGACAGAAGAACGUAUGGGUUAUGCAGGUACUAUCACUGUCUUACCUGUGAAUCCUGAUGUGAAUGCUCAACAAGCCAGUGAACCUCUUGUACAACUGGUGAACCAACAAGGUAAUGCCAAGGCAGUGGUUGCAGGAUGGACAUACCUCAACAAAUACAUCAUUAGUGGUCAUGAAGAUGGAUCUCUUUGUCAAUGGGAUUGGAAGGCCAAUGAAAAACUCAAGUCUAUCAAGCCUCAUGAUGAACUCAUUUCUGAUUUACAAUUCAGUCCUGAUCGUACUUAUCUCAUUACUUCCUCUAAGGACAAAACUGCAAAGAUCUUUGAUGUUGACACUUUGGAACAAAAGAAGACCUUUUCUACCGAUACACCCCUUAAUUCUGCCUCUUUGACUCCCAAAUUCCAAGAAUUCGUUAUUGUCGGUGGUGGUCAAGAUGCCAUGAACGUCACCAUGACUUCCGCUCGUGCCGGUAAAUUCGAAAGUCGUUUCUAUCACAAGAUCUUGGAAGAAGAAGUUGGUCGUGUACGUGGUCAUUUCGGUCCUAUCAAUACUAUUGCUGUACACCCUGAUGGAAAAAGUUAUUCUAGUGGUGGUGAAGAUGGUUAUGUGCGUGUACAUCAUUUUGAUCCUGAUUACUUUACCUUCAAGAUGGAAGCUUAGAUAUAGUUGAAUCACCUUAUUCAUGCCCCACUCUUUCUUUUAUUUUUUUUUUUCACCCUCAAUCCACUUGUAUCUCUUUUUUCUUUUUCAUCAUUUGUUUGUUUAUUUUACUUUUCUUUUUUUUCCCUUUUACAUCCAACCCUCAUAUCUAUUUUUUUUUUUUUAUAUUCAUGAUGAAUAGCUACCCCACCUUUAUAUAUGUAUGAAUUUUAUUGUUUUGCCAUUGAUGAAAGAAAUAAUAAUAAUAAAAAAGGCGCUAGGAACCUGAUUCUUCUAUGAUCUUGCUUUUUUUUUUUGUGAAUGGAUCAGCAUUGUUUA